ACGGUGUUUUUCCCUUCUCCAUCUAGCUUUCAAUUCAUCUUAGAAGCGAAGUCACGAGGAUGGAUUUAAUUCGAUGAAUUCCGUAAAAAUUAUAAAUAAUAUGUUUAUUAGACUAGAAGAAAGUCGAAACUAGAAAUAUUGAUUGUUCACGUAGGUGUUAACCGUUUUUCUUCUUCACAUGAGCUCUUCAUCAUCAGUAAGUGACUUUUCGGAUGUUUUCUAGUAUACAAGGACCAGACAUCUGCUGACGAGGGGUAAUACGUUCACUACCUGAACUCCAUCGCUAGCAUCAUCGGGAACAGUCGUCAAAAAUCAUAGUCAAUAAAGGAGUUCUUUGUUUUAAUCUUCAUCUUUAUUUGAAACUGUAUCGAAACACGAUGGAAGGGCAAGAUUUAAAGAAACAAUCUGGCUUUGCUCAAGGAGUGAAAAAUCGACUUGCUGUAGCUGUUGGGAGUUUCAUGACUGCUAUUCUGGCCACGGGUAUUCGAGGUGAUUGGUUGUUAUUCUACGUUCAGAUUCAGAAGCUGUGGUAUGGGGAAUCACUCAUCACAGAGGCGUCCUUACCGGGUCUUGACCGGGGAGCUGCUGAGAAUGGAAGUACCGUACAAUACGAAAACCCCCUGGAACGAUACCAUAUGCAGGGUGUUUGGUUCUACGUCCUCUAUUCUCUGCUUGGUGGUUUUGUUAUUCUGUAUGGUGUGGGAGGCUGGUUGAAGUGGCAUUUCUACAUCCAGAGACGUAACAAAGCGGCGGAAUGGAAGUGCCAACCUGAUCGCUUUCUAACUCCUGAAGAUGAUCGGCUUGAGUUUAGACUGGGGUCGAUGAACAUGGCUCUUGGAUCGGUGCUUUCAGGCAUCCUCGUAACCUACAUCAUGAACGGAGGGGAGACCAAACUUUAUUACAACAUAUCGGACUAUGGUUGGGUCUACUUUCUACUCUCCAUUCCCGUCAAUUACGUAUACAACGAAGCUGCGGCCUAUUACUCUCACAAGGCUAUGCAUAUUGCUCCUUGGUACAAGCGCUACCAUAAACUCCACCACCGUUUCAAGUGCCCCACCCCUUUCGGAGCCGUAGCCAUGCACCCCUACGACUUCCUCGCGCUCCAAUUCCUGAUUGAGAUACCCAUCUUCUUUAUACCAAUGCAUGCAGGUGUGUUCGUAUUUUGGUUGAUCUACGGUUACUACUACAGCAUCUUAGACCACUCAGGAAUACAUUUAGAUCCCUUUUGGCCAUGGCAACCACAGGUUAUCUUUCAUGAUAAUCAUCACAAGUUUUUUCACUGUAACUUCGGAUUCAACACCGAGAUGUUCGACAAACUUCACGGAACUCUGAUGAGAAAAGAUCGACGGUACACGGAAACCACCUUCGGAGGACAGGGUGCUCCAAAAAGUUCAAAGCCGCAAAAUAAAAAGGGGAACUGAGUAAAAAUAAAAGAAUAAA
Messenger RNA from Strongylocentrotus purpuratus (purple sea urchin), 1440 nucleotides. RefSeq names its product delta(7)-sterol-C5(6)-desaturase. Gene Ontology annotation, biological process: sterol biosynthetic process. Gene Ontology annotation, molecular function: C-4 methylsterol oxidase activity; iron ion binding. Bases 378 to 1421 code for a protein of 347 amino acids. The record is from RefSeq and is a predicted model, not a curated record. NCBI's taxonomy places the organism in Eukaryota, Metazoa, Echinodermata, Echinoidea, Camarodonta, Strongylocentrotidae. The transcript is spliced from 6 exons.